Molecule: messenger RNA, 5163 nt
Organism: Lemur catta (Ring-tailed lemur)
Lineage: Eukaryota; Metazoa; Chordata; Mammalia; Primates; Lemuridae
Gene: KCP
Product: kielin cysteine rich BMP regulator
Exons: 40
Coding region: 99-5000 (1633 amino acids)
Molecular function (GO): protein binding
Source: RefSeq, a predicted model, not a curated record
CCCUGAACAAAGGCUGGGUGGGAGCGGCCUGUGGCUCCCCACCCCGCCUCCCCCGGCGCCUGCCGAGCCGCGACGACAGACAGCGAGGCGGAGCCAGCAUGGCGGGGGCCCUGCUGCCCCUGCUCCUGCGGCUGGGGACCCUGGCGCUGGCCGUGGGCACAGGAGGUGGGGCCAUCCCCAGGGAGCCCCCCGGGCCAACUGACACCCAUACCCACCAGCAGCAGGUGCCUGCCCAUGCCUCAGCCCCUGCUGGCAGCCCCCAGGAGCAGGGGCAGCCCCUGCGAGAGUGGCUUGGGCGGCUGGAGGCUGCGGUGAUGGAGCUCAAACAGCAGAAUGAGGACCUGAAGGCGAGGGUGCAGCGGCUGGAGGCCUGCGAGUGCCGCUCCGCCUCCCCUCAGUGCUGGGGGCUGGGGCGCGCCUGGCCUGAGGGUGCCCGCUGGGAGCCUGACGCCUGCACGGCCUGCACCUGCCAGGACGGGGCUGCGCGCUGUGGCCCCCAGACCCACCUGCCCCACUGCCAGGGCUGCAGCCACAGUGGUCAGACCUAUGGCAAUGGGGAGACCUUCUCCCUAGACGCCUGCACCACCUGCCGCUGCCUGCAGGGAGCCAUAGCCUGCACCCAGAAGCCAUGCCCAAAAGGACCCUGCCCUGAGCCAGGAGCAUGCUGCCCACACUGCGAACCAGGCUGUGAGUAUGAGGGGCAGCUUUAUGAGGAAGGGGCCAACUUCCUGUCCAGCUCCAACCCUUGUCUCCAAUGCUCCUGCCUGAGGAGCCUGGUUCACUGCGUGCCCAUCAAGUGCCCACCCAGCCCCUGCCCUGAGCCAGUCCUGAGGCCUGGGCACUGCUGCCCAACCUGCCAAGGCUGCACAGAAGGUGGCUCUCACUGGGAGCAUGGCCAAGAGUGGACCGCACCGGGGGACCCCUGCCAGAUCUGCCGGUGCCUGGAGGGCCACAUCCAGUGCCGCCAGCGGGAAUGCACCAGCCUGUGCCCGUACCCUGCCCGGCCCCUCCCGGGCACCUGCUGCCCCGUGUGUGACGGCUGCUUCCUAAACGGGCGGGAGCACCGCAGCGGGGAGCCCGUGGGCUCUGGGGACCGCUGCUCCCACUGCCGCUGUGCUAAUGGGAGUGUCCAGUGUGAGCCUCUGCCCUGCCCACCCGUGCCCUGCAGACACCCAGGCAGGAUCCCUGGGCAGUGCUGCCCAGUCUGCGACGGCUGUGAGUACCAGGGACACCAGUAUCAGAGCCAGGAGACCUUCAGACUCCAAGAGAGUGGCCGCUGCGUCCGCUGCUCCUGCCAGGCCGGCGAGGUCUCCUGUGAGGAGCAGGAGUGCCCGGUCGCCCCCUGUGCCCCGCCUGCCUCUGGCCCCCAGCUCUGCCCAGCCUGCGUGCUGGACGGAGAGGAGUUUGCUGAGGGCGUCCAGUGGGAGCCUGAUGAUCAGCCCUGCACCGCCUGCUCCUGUCAAGAUGGAGAGCCCGUGUGUGGAGCUGUGCUCUGCCCGCCAGCCCCCUGCCAGCACCCCACCCAGCCCCCUGGUGCCUGCUGCCCCAGCUGUGAGAGCUGCACCUACCAUGGCCAAGUGUAUGCCAAUGGGCAGAACUUCACGGACGCAGACAGCCCUUGCCACACCUGCCGCUGCGAGGAUGGGACUGUGAGGUGCUCCUUGGUUGACUGCCCUCCUACGACCUGUGCCAGGCCUCAGAGUGGACCCGGCCAGUGUUGCCCCAGGUGCCCAGACUGCAUCCUGGAGAAGCAGGUGUUUGUGGAUGGCGAGAGGUUCUCUCACCCCGGAGACCCCUGCCAGGAGUGCCAGUGCCAGGAAGGCCAUGCCCACUGCCAGCCUCGCGCCUGCCCCAGACCCCCCUGUGCCCACCCGCUGCCUGGGACCUGCUGCCAGAAUGACUGCAGUGGCUGUGCCUUCGGCGGGAAAGAGUACCCCAACGGAGUUGACUUCCCCCACCCCACUGACCCCUGCCGUCUGUGUCGCUGUCUGAGCGGCAACGUGCAGUGCCCGGCCCGUCGCUGCCCGCCGCUGCCCUGUCCCGAGCCGGUCCUGCUGCCGGGAGAGUGCUGCCCGCAGUGCCCGGCCGCCCCUGCGGCCAGCUGCCGGCGGCCGGGUGGCUCGAUCCCCGCCCGCCACCAGGAGCACUUCUCCCCGCCCGGCGACCCCUGCCGCCGCUGCCUCUGCCUCGACGGCGCCGUGUCCUGCCAGCGGCUGCCCUGCCCGCCCGCGCCCUGCGCCCACCCGCGCCAGGGGCCCUGCUGCCCCUCCUGCGACGGCUGCCUGUACCAGGGGAAGGAGUUUGCCAGCGGGAAGCGCUUCCCGUCGCCGGCCGCCGCCUGCCACGUCUGCCUCUGCUGGGAGGGCAGCGUGAGCUGUGAGCGCAGGGCUUGUGCCCCAGCGCAGUGCCCCUUCCCCGCCAGGGGCGACUGCUGCCCAGCCUGUGACGGCUGUGAGUACCUAGGGGAGUCCUACCUGAGCAGCCAGGAGUUCCUGGAUCCCCGAGAACCCUGCAACCUGUGUACCUGCCUUGGAGGCUUUGUGACCUGCAGCCGCCGGCCCUGUGAGCCUCUGGGCUGCAGCCACCCCGUCACCCCAUCUGGGCACUGCUGCCCCACCUGCCAGGGAUGCCUGUACCACGGUGUCACCGCUGCCCCUGGAGAGACCCUCCCUGACCCGCUUGACCCUGCCUGCUCCCUCUGCACCUGCCAGGAAGGUUCCAUGCACUGCCAGAAGAAGCCAUGUCCCCCAGCUCUCUGCCCCCACCCCUCUCCAGGCCCCUGCUUCUGUCCUGUGUGCCACAGCUGCCUCUCUCAGGGCCGGGAGCACCAGGACGGGGAGGAGUUUGAGGGGCCUGCAGGCAGCUGUGAGCAGUGUCGCUGUCAGGCCGGCCAGGUCAGCUGUGUGCGGGUGCGGUGCCCACCCCUGCCCUGCCCGCUGCAGGUCACAGAGCAGGGGAGCUGCUGCCCUCGCUGCAGAGGCUGUCUGGCUCAUGGGGACGAGCACCCUGAAGGCAGUAGCUGGGUGCCCCCUGACAGCCCCUGCUCCUCCUGCGUAUGUCACCAGGGCGUUGUCACUUGUGCCCGAGUCCAGUGUGUCAGCUCCUGUGCCCAGCCCCAUCAGGGGCCUGGUGACUGCUGCCCUCGAUGCUCUGACUGCGAGCACAAGGGGCGGAAGUAUGAGCCUGGGGAGAGCUUCCAGCCUGGGGCAGAUCCCUGUGACGUGUGCAUCUGUGAGCCACAGCCUGAGGGGCCACCCAGCCUUCACUGUCACCGGCAUCAGUGUCCCAGCCUGGUGGGCUGCCCCCGCAGCCAGCUCCUGCCCGCUGGCCCCCAGCACUGCUGCCCCACCUGUGCCCAGGCUCUGAGAAACUGCUCAGAGGGCCUGCUGGGGACUGAGCUGGCCCCGCCAGACCCCUGCUACACGUGCCAGUGCCAGGACCUGACAUGGGUCUGCAUUCACCAGCCCUGUCCUGAGCUCAGCUGUCCCCUGCAGGAGCGCCACACAACCCCUGGGAGCUGCUGUCCCACGUGCCGGGAAUGCGUGGUAGAGGCCGAUGGCCGGAGAGUGGCAGAUGGCGAGAGCUGGCAGGACCCCAGCAACGCCUGCAUUGCUUGCAUCUGCCGUCGGGGCCACGUGGAGUGCCACCUGGAGGAGUGCCAGCCCCUCUCCUGCCCCCAGGGCUGGGCGAAGGUGCCCCAGGCUGGCAGCUGCUGUGAGCAAUGCCAAGCCCCCACCCAGUCGUGCGUGCACCAGGGCCGAGAGGUGGCCCCUGGGGAGCGCUGGGCGGUGGACGCCUGCACCAGCUGUUCCUGCGUGGCCGGCACCGUGCGCUGCCAAAGCCAGCGCUGCCGGCAGCUCUCGUGUGGCCCCGACGAGGCCCCUGCCCUGAGUCCCGGCAGCUGCUGCCCCCGCUGUCUGCCCCGGCCGGCUUCCUGCAUGGCCUUCGGAGACCCGCAUUACCGUACCUUCGACGGCCGCCUGGUGCACUUCCAGGGCAGCUGCAGCUACGUGCUGGCCAAGGACUGCCACGGCGGGGACUUCAGCGUACAUGUGACCAACGAUGACCGAGGCCGGAUCAGUGUGGCCUGGACCCAGGAGGUGGCGGUGCUGCUGGGAGACGUAGUGGUGCGGCUGUUGCAGGGCAGGGCGGUCACGGUGGAUGGGCGCCCAGUGGCCUUGCCCUUCCUGCAGGAGCCAGUGCUGUACGUGGAGCUGCGGGGACGCACCGUUAUCCUGCAUGCCCGGCCCGGCCUCCAGGUGCUGUGGGAUGGGCAGUCCCAGGUGGAGGUGAGCGUGCCCGGCUCCUACCGGGGCCAGACGUGUGGGCUCUGUGGGAACUUCAAUGGCUUUGCCCAGGAUGAUCUGCAGGGCCCCGAGGGGCUGCUCCUGCCCACGGAGGCUGCGUUUGGGAACAGCUGGCAGGUCCCAGAGGGGCCAGGGCCUAGCCGGCCCUGUUCCGUGGGCCAGGAGGUGGAUCCGUGCCGGGCAGCAGGUUACCGUGCCAGGCGUGAGGCCAAUGCCCGGUGUGGGGUGCUGAAGUCCUCCCCGUUCAGUCGCUGCCAUGCUGUGGUGCCACCAGAGCCCUUCUUUGCCGCCUGUGUGUAUGAUCUAUGUGCCUGUGGUCCCGGCUCCCCAGCUGACGCCUGCCUCUGUGAUGCCCUGGAAGCCUAUGCCAGUCACUGUCGCCAGGCAGGAGUGACGCCUGCCUGGCGGGGCCCCACGCUCUGUGUGGUGGGCUGUCCCCUGGACCGUGGCUUUGUGUUUGAUGAAUGUGGCCCGCCCUGUCCCCGCACCUGCUUCAACCUGCACGUCCCCCUGGGGGAGCUGGCUGCCCACUGCGUGAGGCCCUGUACUCCCGGCUGCCAGUGCCCCGCAGGCCUGGUGGAGCAUGAGGCCCACUGUGUCCCACCCGAGGCCUGCCCUCCAGUCCUGAUCACUGGGGACCAGCCACUCAGCGCUCUGCUCAGCCCCAGCUGGGAGCCACAAGGGAUGCCCUGAGCCAGGACGACACCUGCCCAGGACUCAUCAGGCCAGAAGUCUCCCCUUGGCGAGCAGCUCCCACCUGGUCAGGGCUAUGGAGAGAGUGUCCCACUGGGUGUCUGGGCCAUUCAAACACCCCAGCUGUAUCAAGCCACAAGCAGUAAACUCUGGGCCUGUGGAA